UGCCCACUGCCGCCGGGCGCCCGCGCGCGCGCGCGGUCGCGCCGCGCGCCCGCGCGCAGCGCCGCGCUCAUGGCGGCCGAGGAUAUGGAUGCUGUGGCGGAGGAAGUGGAUUUCCUGACGGAGAAGGACUUGUACAAGAUCUUGGGGGUGCCGAAGGGCGCAAGGCCAGAUGAUAUCAAGAAGGCGUACAGGAAGCUGUCCCUGAAGCACCACCCUGACAAGAACCAGGGCGACCCAGACGCGAAGGAGAAGUUCCAGAGGAUCGCGGAGGCGUUCGCCGUGCUGUCGGACAGCAAGAAAAGGCUGACAUACGACAAGUCCGGCGACAUGGACUUGGAGGACUUUGACAUGGACCAGUUCAUGAACAUGUGGGUCGGCGAGAUGAUGGAGGAUGGCGGCGUCGUCGACGACAUGAUGAGGGAGGUGCUGCCGUGGACCGACGACGACGACAAGAUGAGGCAGUUCGUGGAAGAGAAGACGCAGAGCAAGGGAAAGAAGAUCGUUUGCCUGCUGUGCGACCACUCCGCUUCCAGCAGCCGCCUCAUUCUCGCGCAUUUCGAGCAGAAACACAAGUGGGACUGCGAGGACUGGGCCAACGAGACCGUCAAGGGCAUGAAGGCUUCGUUCGAGUCUUUCAUGAAACAGAUGCGAUCGAUUGAGAUUGGACCUGGCCUGAUUGAGAUCGGACCUGUGCAAUGA
This is a messenger RNA of Prorocentrum cordatum, 699 nucleotides long. Lineage: Eukaryota; Dinophyceae; Prorocentrales; Prorocentraceae. The record is from the annotation of a GenBank genome assembly.